CGCUCAGGGGAUUGAGCACACACUAGGCUACCAUGCGCGACGACAACGUGAUUAGAGGUGUGAGAAAAUCUAAACACGACCUCAACCACUAGACGCAUUUCUAAGAAGUAUGACCAUUUCUGAAAUAUAAGUAUUUCGUUUGACCUUUUAUGUGGAACCAUGUUUUACUUAUUAAUAAGUGAACUUUGACUAUCCUCUAAUCGAGCGCAAGAAUGGGUCGUUCGUUUACCUGCCUUCAUUUCGAGUAUUGGUCGGAAACGUGAGUAUCUUCAACAAUUAAAAGAGUAAUUUCACACGGAAAUAUGUAAAUUACACUAAGGAAUAUAAAAUGUUGAAGGGAUGCAUUAGCCGUCGAAAUGCUGCGAUUUUAUUUCACCUAUUUGCCGUGUGUUUUUGGUGGGAGAUGUCAUACGCUCAACAGGUGUACAACCUUAGUCUAUCAAUUGAAGAGGGACUACCAGCAAGGACUAUUGUGGGGGAUAUACGAGCGGGGUUACAGACUCCAAGCAGUGGAUUUUUCAUCUCUGAAAGCAGAGAUUCAUACGUUUUUAAAGACUUGGAAAUAGAUGCAGGCACUGGAAUAAUUUCCACAGCUGUGGUACUGGACAGAGAGAUCAGAGACAAGUAUGAAUUUGUGGCAGCCACUCUCACAGGCGAGGUGAUAAAGAUACAAAUAGUGGUUAAAGAUGUGAAUGACCAUUCCCCUGUAUUCUCUGCUGAAAAGGUAGAGUUGACUGUGUCAGAAUUAAGUCCUCCAGGAACUCGCUUUGAACUUGAGGGGGCUAAAGACCAGGAUGAGGGUCAGUUUGGAACUCAGGGUUACCGUAUCACUGAAAGUGAGAUGACUGAGCUUUUUAAGGUAGAGUGUCGUAAUGGGGAUACAAAUUUAUUCAAUCUGGACCUCAUCCUCACCAAUAGGUUGGACAGAGAAAAAAUAGAUUUUUAUUCCCUUACUAUUGAGGCAUUUGAUGGGGGUAUCCCACCUAAAACAGGUAGGCUUAAGGUUAAGAUCAACGUCUCAGAUGAAAAUGACAACGCACCUGUGUUCAAUCAGACUGAAUACCAGGCUUUAGUGUGGGAAGAUGCUCCGGUUAUGUCCUCUGUGUGCCAGGUCUACGCUACAGAUCUAGAUCUUGGAGACAAUGGGCUCAUCACCUAUGAGAUUAUUCGACGCCAGAGUGACCCUAAUGAAUUCUUCAUCAUCAACAAGACCUCAGGUGUUAUCCAUGUUAACAAAACCCUAGACUUUGAGACCCAGCCAUUUUAUGAGUUGAUCGUCAGGGCAAGAGAUAAUGGUGCCCAGCCGGAGUAUAGCAGCACCUUUGUUGCCGUUAGGGUGUUAGACAUUAAUGACAACGUCCCCAGUAUCAAUGUAAUGUUUCUGAGUGAGACAGGGGAGCCAGAGGUUUCAGAAAUGGCUGGAAUCGGGGAGUAUGUCGCCAGGAUUUCUGUCUCUGACCCCGACCUGGGAGAGGUUGGUAGAAUAAGGGUCACUCUUGAAGGCGGCGAUGGGAAGUUCACCCUGAAACAGACCGACGACUUCCUGUACGCCUUGUGCGUGGACGGCAAACUAGACAGGGAGAAAGAGGGGUUUUACGAGUUAUGGGUGGUGGCUUCGGACUUCGGUAGCCCCCCAUUGAAGAGCGAAACGACCUUGUUGGUGAAGGUCACCGACGCCAACGACUGCAGACCGGUGUUUGACCAGGAUGAGUACACGGUGACGGUAUCUGAAGAUAUACCUGAGGGAAGUUCUCUUCUCAGCGUCCAGGCCAGAGAUUUGGACAGCGGGGUCAACGCCGCCAUCCUCUAUUCGGUCUUACCGUCAGACCAGGACCACCUGGUUAACGUCGACCCGGGAACAGGCCUCAUCACCACGGCAGCCAUAUUGGACUGUGAGAGAGAGACGGAGCUGUGGUUUCUGGUGGUUGCUGUCGAUGGUGGGUCUCCGGCCCUUUCCUCCACAGCCACAGUCAUCGUGAAGGUUGAGGACGUCAAUGACAACAAGCCUGUGUUCAAGCAGCAGCUGUAUAAUGUGUCCAUCCCAGAACACACCCAGAUCGGGAACUGUUUUUUACAGGUUGUGGCUACAGAUGCGGACAGCAGUGAUUUCGGAACAGUGCGCUAUUAUAUCUCUGAUGGCUUUGAUAUGCAGGAUACGCACCCUCUCUUCCAAAUCAACCCAAACUCUGGAGAGCUCUGUGUAUCACAGGAUAUCGACAGAGAUUCAGGCCUGGCUACCUAUGACUUAUUAGUGAAAGCUGAGGAUCAGGGAGGCUUAAGUGCCCAAACGUACAUCCAUAUCGAGGUGGAGGACCUGAACGACAACCCGCCAGUGUUCAACCCAGAGAAAUAUGUAACCAGCAUCAGCAGCCAUGCCCAGCCUGGCACAGAAGUCCUCAACGUCAUUGCCACGGACAGGGACUCUGGAGACUAUGGUCACAUAACGUAUCACAUCCUGCCUGGCGACCUGUCCACCCUGUUCUCUGUGGAAAAAAACACAGGCAUGGUCUUCCUCACAUCUACUCUAACACACCUGGGCACUGCCAUUGUGAAGCUGUCCAUCACCGCCCAGGACAGUGAAGGUCUGAUGUCAGCCCAACCAGCACAAGUCACAGUGAAUGUCCUGCAGAUUGCCCAGGUCCCACCAGUCUUCCAAAGUUCCCGCUAUGCCUUUAACGUGCCUGAGGAUGCCUUGCCCGGCACUGUAGUUGGCGCUGUGGUGGCCCUCAACCCUACUAACUCUGUGGACCCGGUAUCUUACAGGAUUUCGUCAGGGGACCCCCAGGGUCUGUUCUCUGUCCAGUCAAGUUCGGGCUUGAUCAGUACCAGGCGCUCGCUGGACCACGAGUCCCAGCCCUACGUCCUCCUGGUGCUCCAGUCCCACUCGGGGACAGGUUUGCCUGUUUACAGCAGCACCCAGGUCAACAUUACCAUCGCCGACAUCAACGACAAUCCUCCCUCCUUCCCAAAAAUGUCUGACUGCAUCGCUGUGGCCCAGAAUACGCCCCCGGGGACGGUGCUGUACAUUUCCCAUGCUCACGACAUUGACAGUGGUGCAAAUGGUAGGGUUAGGUAUUUCACUUCAAGGGGUAGUGCUGGAGGGAGUUUGCCAUUUUAUGUUGACCCUGACCUCGGUACGGUGUUUUUGAACCGUAGCCUCUAUCGGGACCCUCGACCGAGGUACGUUUUUAAAAUAUUAGCAAAGGACCAAGGUGAGCCCUCGCUCACUGCUACACUGAUGCUUACGGUCAACGUUGAGAGCAGCGCCAACGUGGACACACUGGCCUUCGAGACGCUAGUCUACCAGGUGGAGAUGGGUGAAGGCACACAAAUAGACACACGCGUCAUCCAGGUGAGGGCCCACCGAAGCUGGGGAAGCAGCAGCCACCACCAGGGUUCCAACCCCAAUCAGGGCCUCUUUUACUCCCUGGAGCAUGAACCAGGCUUUCCUCCUACACCCCUCCGAAUCAACCCAGAGAGCGGUUGGCUCUUUCUCUCCCAAAACCUGGACUAUGAGAUGGAACCUUUGUUUCGCUUUAAGGUCCAAGCCACUGUUAAAGACAAGAGUACGCUAGCUAUGGCUAACAACACUGCUACAGCCACUGUCAUCGUCUUAGUCCUGGAUGAAAAUGACAAUGCACCGGUGUUUACCAGCCAGAACUAUUUCUUUGUGGUCCAGGAGGGGCCUUCACCACAGGGCCUGGUUGGGACGGUGCAUGCGGUUGACAUGGAUUCCAAGAAGAAUGCCCAGUUGUCUUACAUCCUGCUGUCAGAUGGAAAGCACUUCCGCAUCAACGCAAAAACAGGGGAGAUAAUCAACUGGGUGUCUCUGGACCGGGAGCAGCAUCCCGGGCACACCCUGAAGGUGAUGGUGACGGACCAGGGCCAGCCCCGCCUCAACACCACAGCCACCGUCCACAUCCAGGUCACCGACAUCAACGACAACCCACCCCAGUUUACUCAUCUGCCCGCCGCCGGCAAGCAGCUCAACGUCCAGGUUUGGGCAGGUCUUCCAACAGGCUCAUUGGUGACCACCAUGUUUGCCAAAGACCUUGAUGCUGGAGAAAAUGCAACAGUAAAGUUUUCUCUGAUGACAGAUAAAGAAGAGGGCCACUUUGAGAUUGACGGUCAGAGUGGAGACAUCCGGACAACUGAGCUGUUCACCCAAAACGCCCACACCCACUACACCUUGACGGUGGUGGCCACCGACAACGGACCAGCUCCUCUGACGGAAACGGCCGUCAUUCACCUCCAGGUUCACGCGGCAGAGAAACAACAGAGCAAUGUCGACCUGCAAGGUGUGCGCCACUUCACAGUGAUGGAGAACGCCAAACCGGGUACCAUCAUCGGUUCUAUCUGCAUCUACUCCCCAACAACUAACAGUGGGCUGCGUUACUCCAUUGUGGAGGGGGAUGGGAGCCUUCACUUUGGGCUGGACGGCUCCACUGGCAACCUGUACAUUAACCAGCCUCUGGACUAUGAGUCAGCAUCACACUACUUCCUGGUUGUGCGCGGCGAAGACCCCACGCGACCCAGCACAAACGUGACGACCUUCGUGAGCGUGGCGGUGGAGGACGUGAACGACCACGCGCCCUGGUUUCCAUUCGAGGUAGUCAAGCUGGGGUUGCGAGAAGACACAGCGGUCGGGACACGAGCAUUCGCAUUUAACGCGAAGGACGCCGACGGGAGUCUGGCCAACAGCGCCCUGCGCUACUCGCUGUCCUUUGACCCCGCUUUAGGCACGUCAGAAGGGUCGACGUUCCCCUUCCACGUUCACCCGCUUACCGGCGUCCUCACCAUCGCCGCACCCUUGGACCGCGAGAGGACGGCAAACUUCGCCUUCAUGGUCACAGCCACUGACCAGACACCAAUCGCGGCCGACCAGAAGCAUUCGACUGUGAUUGCUCAGGUGUUUCUGCUCGACGUCAAUGACAAUCCCCCGAAGUUUGUCUCCCAGGACACGGCCUGGGUCAUGGAGGAAGCGGAGGUGGGAAGCUUGGUGCAUCGUGUAGUCGCUGUGGAUGAAGAUCUGGGCGAAAGCGGGCAGGUGACCUAUUGCCUCGUUUCUGGGAACAAGGAAGGGUUCUUUACUUUGGAAGAGAAAACAGGGCUGAUAUAUCUCUCCUCCCCUCUGGAUUACGAGCUCCAGACCUCCCAUUCCCUGACCAUCCAGGCUUCAGACAAGGGGAUCCCUUCACUCUCCUCCACCCAGACCCUGAGGCUGGAGGUUGGGGAUGUGAACGACCAGCCACCCCUAUUCCUGCAUGACACCUACACAGCCAGCGUUGCCGAGAACAGAGAGCCAGGGGAAAGAGUGGUCAUCGUCUCAGCCACAGACAACGACUCUGCAGUGAAUGCCAUGGUGUGGUACAGUCUGUUGCCUGGACCGGGCUAUGACCUCUUCUACAUCGACCCCCAUUCUGGACAGAUCAGCACCAACACCCAUCUAGACAGAGAGAUGUACCAGCAAUUCACACUUCGAGUACAGGCCCGCGACAGUGGCAUCCAGCCUCUCUCCAGCACGGCGACGGUCCUGUGCUCGGUGCUAGACGACAAUGACAAUGUCCCUGAGUUCAUGCAGGCAUCCUUUCAGCUCAGCCUACCAGAGAACCUACCCCCUGGGGUCAUUCACACUGCCCAGGCCUCAGACCCAGACCACGGAGUCAAUGGCACCGUAACCUACUCCAUAAAGGGUGAGGACUACGAUGGCCGUUUCACCAUCCACCCCACCACGGGCGUGGUCAGCACCACUCAGGAAUUAGACCGUGAGGAACGGCCCAGCUACAACCUUUGCAUCCAGGCAAGUGAUGGCGGCCAACCUACCCCCCUCAGCUCGUCCACCACGCUGCUGGUGCUCCUGCUGGACCAGAACGACAACAGCCCCUCGUUCAGCCGCAAGAGCUACCGUGCCUCCCUGGUUGAAGGGCUCCCUGCAGGGUCUGAGGUGCUGCGCCUGGAGGCCUGUGACGUAGACGAGGGGCCCAAUGGUGAGGUGACCUUUUCCCUGGCCAAGGACCAUCUGGGGGUUUUCUUGGUAGAGCCCACCACAGGCGUGGUGCGUAACACCCGGCCGUUGGACAGGGAGACCAGGGCUCAGUACACCUUCAAGGCCGUGGCUACCGACGGUUGCACCAGGGGUCCACGCAGCUCCGUCACCACAGUGACCGUGCAGGUGGAUGACGUCAACGACAACUCGCCCGUCUGCACGGAGAACCCACUUGUCGGCUGGGUCGCCGCGGGCACAACCCCAAAAACAACUGUUGCCACCGUUGGAGCGUCAGACGGUGAUCGCGGCGAAAAUGGGACCGUCUGGUUUAGCUUAGCGGGAAACGAGACACUUUUCACCAUCAGUGUAAAAUCGGGAGAAAUACAGUUGAACGGGUCCAUAAGUCCAGGUUUUUCAGGUGCUAAGCUCCAGGUGUUGGCUACAGACCUUGGUACACCAGCUCUUACCUCUACCUGCCUAGUCUUCAUUCAACUGAAGGGAGAGGACGAGCCACUGCAGUUCACAGAGACAGUAUAUGAAGCAGCUGUGGCAGAGAACAGCCAAACUGGCUCAUGGGUGGGAAACGUGGUUGCUCACGACCGGACUGACGGCAAACGGCAAAUCGAAUACAGCAUCUUCAACAGUGACGAGAACAGUGUAUUCGCGAUCAACCAACACACAGGUGACAUCACAGUGAGGGACCAGGCCAGUCUGGACUAUGAGGCCAACCAGAAGGUGAAACUCCUGGUGCUAGCCAAUGGUGGCCCCUGGCACAUGACCUACUGCCAGGUCACAGUCACACUACAGGAUGUCAACGACAAUGCGCCAACCUUUGAUCAGAGCUACUACCGCACGGCCGUGUGGGAGGGUCAGGUGCACAACACCUAUGUCAUGCAAGUGUUUGCCUCUGAUGCGGACAGUGGUACGAAUGGUCUGAUUGAAUACUCCAUACUGUCCGGUAACCAGAAUGAGGCAUUCAUUAUCGAUUCAGUGCGUGGGAUCCUUGCCACCAACACUGUUCUGGACAGAGAAAUCACAUCUUUUUACAAACUGGUACUGCAGGCAUCAGACAGGGGGAGCCCUCCUCUCAGCAGCACUGCCACAGUCCGGGUCCAGGUAGUGGAUGUCAACGACAACAGCCCAGCCAUCCCCCCCAUGGAGCCUGUGGUCGUAGCAGAGAACCUCCCAGCUGGCUACACGGUGACCCAGGUCCGCGCGAACGACGUGGACCUUACAUCCACAGUCACAUACAGCUUUUCGGACAACACCAGCUCCGACGGGAGCUUCGCCAUCGACCGCUACACAGGCGUGGUGACCCUGAAACGAACGCUAGACCACGAAGAGCAGGUGGAACACAGGCUGACAGUGUGGGCCUCUGACUCCCUUCACGUUGCCACUGCCGAUGUCGUGGUGCAGGUGCUGGAUGUCAACGACAAUGCGCCCGUCUUCUCCCAGGACUCCUACCAGGUGGAGCUUCCAGAGCUUUCCCCUGCCAACAUGUUGAUCCUGACUGUAUCUGCCACAGACAGGGACGCUGGACACAAUGGCAAACUCAGCUACAGACUCCUAUCAUCUCCUCUACAUGGCUUCUACAUCCACCCGGACAAUGGUUCAGUGUUCACAAACAAGCCCCUGAAGUACGUCACCAACAGUAACGUGAUCCAGCUCGUGGUGGAGGCCAGAGACGGGGGUGACCCCCUUCUCUCCACGGUCACUUCAGUGGAUAUCCUAGUCCUGGAUGCCAACGACCACAUCCCCCUUUUCCAGCACAACACCUACACGGUCAACCCUUCCGAAGAUACACCAGUGGGCACCACAUUGCUGACCCUCUGGGCCGAGGACCUAGACUCGGCACCCGAAAACACACGUCUGGAUUUUGAAAUUGUGAGUGGCAAUGAGAACAGAAGGUUUUGUAUAGAAGUAGGAGCGGUCCAAACAGAGAGCCAGUUGAGAACCAAGGGGAGUCUAGUUUUGUGCCAGCCAUUGGACCGUGAGACCACAGAGAGCUACACAUUGACCAUGACUGUUUCUGACUGCGGCUUGCCCCCAUUUAACAGCUCGGCGGUUGUGGUGGUCACAGUAGAGGAUGUCAACGAUAAUGCACCAGAUUUUGUAAAUGCAGAGUACCACGCUCAGGUCAGUGAGAACAGCCCAAUUGGCACACAACUACUGCAGGUACUUGCCCAGGACCCUGACCAUGGAACCAGUGGUCUGGUCUGGUAUGACAUUAUCUCAGGGAACAGCAAGGGUCACCUCAGGCUUGACACUCACACCGGUAUCCUGGAAGUCAAUCAAAGUCUUGAUUACGAAGAAGACUCCCAAUACACACUUACCAUACAGGCUUCCGAUGGGGGCAAACAAGGAAAUCGCAAGGUGACCUUCACUGUAGUCUUUGUCACUAUUUUGGACGAGAACGACAACUCGCCCUACUUCAUUUUCCCAGUGGUCAACUGCUCUGUACAGGAGAACCUGCCAGCCUUUACCUUGACUUGUUCAGUAUACGCUGUAGACCAAGACUCUGGAUACUAUGGCCAGCUUACCUACUCCAUACUGUCAUCCUGCUUCAUGGAUUAUGGCAGCGGUAGUCCUGACAGGAAAGAGGCCUUUGCAAUCGACCCUCUCACAGGGGAUAUCCACACUCGGCAAACCUUUGAUUUUGAGCGGGAGAGUGAAUACUGUUUUGUGGUGGAAGCCAGAGAUAAAGGUGAGCAGGCUGCCACUGUGAGGGUCCAGGUGGCCAUCGAAGGGAUGGAUGAGUUCAGUCCUGUGUUCACCCAGAGACAGUACCGUUUUGUCCUCCCCACAAAUGUCAAGGUUGGACAGAUGGUCGGCCACGUUAUGGCUAUGGACCAUGAUGGAGGCCUGGAUGGUGUGGUGGAGUAUUCCCUAGUCAACCCUUCACCGUUUUUCUCCAUCAACAAAACAACGGGUGCUGUGUUUGUCUCAGGCCCAGUGUACCGCAAGAGAAGUAGUUCUUCAAACCAAGAUGUGGUUGAGCUCUUGGUGUCUGCCGGCAGUCCCAGAAUGGACUCCAGAUCUACCACAAGCCUGGUGACGGUCAACAUCUCUAAUUCAGCUGAAGCUCUGGUCGGUGUGUCCCUCAGCGUCCACACGGUCACCUUGGGCAUUUCUCUAGCCAUCUUCCUCCUCCUCCUCAUCAGCUUUGUAGGCCUCGUCCUUAGGUACAAGACCAAGGAGGCAGCAAUCAAGAAGGCAGCUGCCAUUGCAGCCAACCUCAACCACGGCACAGGCACGUUUGGCAGGACCAACCGAGGCCAACAGCGCACCAGCAUAAACAUCGGCUUGCGGGAGCUGAGGGCUCCCAUCCCUAUGCGAGUGAAGAGGGAGAUAUCCCUCCCAAUUAGGAACUUGGACAUUAGAGGCCGAGGCUCGGCGGAAGGUGAAACAGCUGAGGACCAGGAGAUCAAGAUGAUCAACGAAUACCCACGCCGCAAGAGGGCCAACUCGGAUCAGAGCGAAAGGGUGUCUGACUCCGGUGUGCCUCGUGACUCAGACCAGCUUUCCUGCCAUUCAGAGGAUGGGGACCCAGGAACAGUCAUAACCACUGUUUCCAGCACAGAUCUUGCCACCGGUAUGCAAAGCUCUGAGAGCCUCUACACCUUUAAAGAGGAGGGAGGGGGCGAGGGGAUGCUUCCUCAGGUCAGGAUGAGGGACAUGGAGGAGAGAAUAAGGGGCUAUGUCCCCCUUUCGGACCGCCAUACUUCUGUGGACGGCUCCCUCAGUUCUCUGGUGUGCCUGGAGGAGCAGCUGCGGGGUAGUUACGGCUGGGACUACCUGCUGGACUGGGAGCCACGCUACCACACAUUGGCCUCUGUCUUCACCGAUAUCAGCCUGUUGCCCGACGAGGAGCUCCAGGGGGGCCAUGAGGACCUGGCAUCCGAAGCCCGCUGCCUCAUGCACCCACCGCCCCUGAUCACGGGUGUAGCGCAGCCUGGUAUCAGGGCCGUGCCCCCCCGGAUGCCACCUCGCAGCAUGCACACCCUCACUCGGAGGCCUUCCUACCCCAAAUAUGCCUACGAACCCCUUGCCCGGAACACAGGACUCACUCCAUCCGCCAUGACCCCAAGCUUCUCUCCCUCAUUGUCAGUGCUCACCUUACGGACUCCCAAUGCCUCCCCGGUGGUUUCAGAGACUGGGCUGGGGGUCUUUAGGUUGGAUGCCAGCAGCCUUUUGGAGGGAGAAAUACCGGUUUAAAUCUGCCUGGGGAAAAUACAUUUAUUGACUUUGAAAAAUACAUUAUAUUGAAUGAUAAGGUGCCAAAUACUUGCAUUAAAUGUCUCCUCUUCAGAUUUGAUCAGGUUAUCCCACAAUACAUUCAAUCAGCCAUUACCGAUGUUAACUGUAGUUAACCUUAGAUUACAUUAAGUUAUCUCCAUGUAUGGGAUUUUCCACCAUUUCACAAAAGGAGAGUAUAACAGUCAAUGAUAAAUCUUUAUUUAUUGUUACAAGAGUUCCUGAAUUGCAUUCUGGGAAGGUUUAUAAAUAAAAAAGAAUGUACAAUUAUAUAAUGCAACACAGAAGACCUAAAUGUAUUUUUUUGUAGUACUUGUGUGCCUGUAUGAUUAGCAUGGCAUUGUUAGCCUAUGAAAGUGUGACUUUAAAUGUUUUA
Molecule: messenger RNA, 10616 nt
Organism: Esox lucius (northern pike)
Lineage: Eukaryota; Metazoa; Chordata; Actinopteri; Esociformes; Esocidae
Gene: dchs2
Product: dachsous cadherin-related 2
Exons: 20
Coding region: 329-10201 (3290 amino acids)
Biological process (GO): homophilic cell-cell adhesion
Cellular component (GO): cell-cell junction; plasma membrane
Molecular function (GO): calcium ion binding
Source: RefSeq, a predicted model, not a curated record